This is a messenger RNA of Ceratina calcarata, 6663 nucleotides long. It is a transcript of the gene spoon, whose product is annotated as A-kinase anchor protein spoonbill. Bases 2318 to 4072 code for a protein of 584 amino acids. The record is from RefSeq and is a predicted model, not a curated record. Lineage: Eukaryota; Metazoa; Arthropoda; Insecta; Hymenoptera; Apidae. The transcript has 6 exons. Gene Ontology annotation, molecular function: RNA binding.
CAUUUUUUUUAUAAAGGAGGAAUGUUUUAAUAAUCGGUUGAAAAAUGGCGCCUGGACAUAACCCAGUUCCCCGAGCGAGUAUUCACCGAUACACGUUGGACAACGGUUACCUACCGGUUUCAUUUUAAUUUAACUCGUUCCUUUUUUCCAUCGUCCAACGUAUCCCUCCUUCCUUUCGGGUAAGAGCUGAAAUCGUGUUCUUGCCUCACCUUGGCCGAUCUCCUUUCUUACGUUUGUGAGCGUCGUGUCGAAAGAGAUUAAGGGGCCAUUGAAGUUGCCCUUCCGUUCAAAAUAUCUCUUCUCGCUCGCACCGUUAUCACGAAAUACGAAUCGCAAAGAACUUUGACUUCCUCACGGUGCUCAUCGUUCCAAUAACAUUGAAAAAAGAGCAAUUGUACAUGAUGCAAUCCAAUGAAUACAUUUUUAAUGGGAAGAUCAAGGACCUAUCGUAAAUUCUCACGUGAUAUGCUCGUAAAUGCACGUAGAAUUUUUUAUCGAGUCCGAACGUAUGAAUGAACGUAUGCAAAUCUGGUUCACAUUAUUAUGCAUCUCCAGUCGACCGUCACCCAGAAGUCGAUGCCAGCGGAACGUUCGCCUGACAUAAUUAAUUUAUGCAAGACUCGUUUUCGAAUUUCUUCCGUCUUCUGUCGUGCAAUCAAGUUAGGAGAAAAGAGCAUGAUUAAAAAAGAGAAAACGUUCGGACAUUUCUUCUGAAUAAGUUGAACGGCUCUGGUUUCUUUGUUUAUCGCGGAUCGACCGAGGAACUGUAUUUGCCAUUGGGAAACCAACAUUUUUCACGAUGGAACCACGGGCAACGGGCGAAUUCCUCGGGUGCGCGUGUGCGCGAAGCCGACCUACCUGCCCGCUUGAAAUCGUACUCUGCGCUAACACCCUUCCGAGGGAGACCUAUAAUUUCAUGUGCAACGUUGCGCAAUCCCUUCCUUCGAUUUUAAUCCUUUUACUUUCAACGUAGAUCCCGCGAUAACUUUCUGAAACGCAUUGCUGGGAAGGACGGCCGUGCCACUCUAAAGCCAAGGAAAAGUUCUUACCGUUUCUCCCGCAUUCAAUUAUACUGCACAAUUGUCGCGAUUUAUCUGGUCGUUUCAACGUUAUGCAGACCAUCAGACGUUAACCGCGUUGUUCCCCGAGACGAGUGACUCAGAGACUUCCGCGAUUGCUCACACGUUUUCUAAAAUUAAAUGUUCUAUAUUCGAUACACUUCGAAAUGUACGACGCCAACCUAGAUAAUUGAAAUCCACGAUUCACACCGUUCGCCUUAAAGUCUAGCUACACAGACGUGAUGGCACUGCAACGGUACCGUAAUGGGAACGUAAGUCUCCGUAGGUCGCAGGACGUAAUUUUCAGUGCCGCAGUCUUUAGAACAGAGUAUAGGAAAAAGCGUGUAAAAGCAGGGAGCUCAGGGGUCCACGUUUAACACCGAAUCGGUAGGCGGGGACUGCCUGCUGUUUAGUACGGAAAAUCUCGCGCUCGGGAAACCUCGGGAGCGGAAAAACUCGAGAUCGGGAGGUUUGCCGCUUUGCUCGGCUUCUUUUUCCCUCGCUUUAUUUGCCGCUGCCGAGGUCCAGCAGGGGUCUGACUCGAGCACAACAGAUCGGGCCCGCUGAAUAUUACCCACACAUUUUUCUUUGACACGCUCUUCCCUAUUCCUCCAUUUCCCUUAACAACGUUACUGGCUGUCUGUAUUUCCGCUCUCAGGUACUCCAAUUUUGCUCGCUAGCACUGAGCGAAAUCUUGGAGUGGAAAACGCAGUAGGAAUAGGCCAUUACGGUGCUGUUGCGGUGUCGUCACGUCUGUGUAAUUAGACCUUUACGCGAUCCCAGCGAAGACCUCGAAAGCCGAGGAGAGAAAAAAUCCAAUGGACUCGCACGUUAUCGUUGCUAUCGUCGUGUGAACGCCGCUUAACGUAAUCAGGCCUGCGCAAUCGCCGGCAGUUCCAGUCGAACUGGUCUCCACGGGGUUUACCCACGUGCUGAAAGCCGCGGUCGUUCCGCAAACCGCAGUACCGCGUUAGCCGCGUUAACGAGACGAGAGUGCCUACGGCUCGUCGGUCGUUAAUUACAUUUUUCAAGUACUCUCAAUUCUCGGAUGCCUCAUUUAAAUCCGUUCGGCGAUUAGACGAACCUGUGAAAGCAUCGGACGUUUGUUAACUACAUUUUCCAAGUGGACUCUCGAUUUUCACCGAGUUUACCUUUCCAUCUGCCUGCUCGUCGUGCGAUUAAACGGCAUCGGGAACAAGCAUGGAUGUAAUGUCGAAUAAAAGGUUAUCUGAUAACAGCAGCUACGGAGGAUUGGAAAGAUGUCGGCUACUCAUAUCCAAGUUGUGAAGUGGACAUUUCCCGCUUUCGCUCUAAUCAUUGGUUUAUUGUGGUACAAACGUCGCCGAGUGGACAGAGCUGAUCCAGGUGGAAUUAAUAAUUCAGAUACCAGCGAGAAGAAUUGCGUCGAGCCGAAGAAAGCCGCCGUUUCAUCGAAGUCAAGCAUGAACUUCUACGAUUCCGGCAUACUCGACGAGUCCUUCUCGCUGAGCUCGCCCGGCGUUCCACAGGCGGAAGAGAUUGUUUGUAGCCCCAGAAAAAGAAGCGAAAGUCUAGAUAUACCGCAGAGGAAGGCCAAUUCGCAGUACAUGUCCGCAUAUUCUGGGGCAUCACCCGCAGACGAUCAAGAAUGGUACAGUUACGUAGAAACACGAGAGCCGAAGAUGGACAUACAACUGGGCAGUAAUCCGAAGAUAAGCAAUUUCGAUAUGGUCGCUAGAAGCAGAAGCGCGAGUUCCUUGGAGAGAGCCACAGAAUUGGGCGGUAAAGUAAUGAAAAUAUUCGAGAAUGUCGCCGAAGAAGAGGAGCAGAACAGAGCGGUGUGCGCAAUUAACACCGUAGAGCCGGCCGAUACGAACGAAGAGAAUGAUGCGAACAACGAGUGUAAUUACCUCCCGGGCAAUGAACCACCUGUUGCCGCUCCGACGCAAGACAGCGCUAAAACACCGGUACAAGCGUUAUCUGAAAGGGAUUCCGCUAAUCACAGUCCAGUUUCUGGCGUCCUGGAAGGCAGCGUCACGGACGAAGCCAGAAGCGAAGGGAGCACGGACAGUGGAAAGGGAGGAAGUAUUAAAGGUCACACGAAGGACAACGUGAUUCCGGCGACUUACGAGUUUAGCAUACCGCAGAAUUUAGUGGGCAGAUUAAUCGGCCGCCAUGGUAGUUUCUUGCAAAGCAUUCGACUGAAAGCUGAAGUACACAUAGCUGUGAAACGUCAUCCCGUGUGGAGGGAUCAGAAGAUAUGUGCCAUAGAGGGUUCCUCAGAAGGGAUAAAUAUCGCUUUGGACAUGAUACGACAGAAGUUCCCGGAGAAAAAGUAUCCACAAGUGACUUUAGAACAGAUUUUUCCAUUGAAAACGCCGGAACAGGUCCCGUGGGUUACCGAGAUAAUGCAAUUGUCGUUAGUGGAGGGGAUGAACAAUGAUGUAGCUGUUUGUCAUAUAGUAAGACCGAACAGAUUCUUCGUACAGCUUCCUACACACCCGACGUAUCCAUCGUUACGGGUUUUGGACGAGAACAUGACACAGAUGUAUAACACAACGGAAUCACCUCCAGCUCCAGACGAACUUAGUAAGGGUAUGAUCUUAGUUGGAAAGUGGUAUCAUAGGUGGGUCAGAGUGAUUGUUGAACAACCUGAUCCUCAGGGCGAACAGCAUUUAGUACGUCUCGUUGAUCACGGGGGUUAUUGGUUCUUUAGUAACGCUGAGAUGAAGAAAAUUAGGUCAGAUUACCUGUCGUUACCUUUCCAAGCGAUCGAAAUAUUCCUGGCGAAUAUUCAGCCAAAGGAUGGUGAGUGGACUCAAGAGGCUUACGAUGUAGUUGCUCACAUGUGUUACGGAAUUGUCGGUCAAGCUCAAAUCGAAGGUUACAUCAAUACAAACACUUAUGUUAACCUUUAUCUCAAUAUACAAAAACACGGAGUGAUAUCGCUUGCUGAUGAAUUAAUAGCUCGCGGUUUCGCGGAGUCUGUACCGUUAGAGAGCAUAGUUCCAGAAGAAGGUAUAUCAAUUUCUUAAGGUAUGCGUUAAAAAUUUAGUCUUAAUUAAUUGUAAUGUAAAAAAGAAAACCGUGCGGUGAUAAUACGUGAUCGUGUAAGUCUUAGUCACUACAUGCGUAUGUGUUAUAAUUUUGAACCAGAUUUUUCAUACUCGGAGUUUUUCACACUUCAUAUAUCCGUACGUUUUUUCCUUUGUAAAGUUUGAACGUAAACAAUACUUUCAAACGUUGCAUAGACUUCUUCAUGCUGUUUUUGAUUCUCUGUUAUAUUGAUUAAGUUUAAAUCGAUUUACAUGACAGAAUAGCGUGCAUCCUCGAUAUGUUCAGAAUCAUUGGAGACAUUUGUAAGAGGGAGCUUAUAUUUAACGAGCAUUUACAAAAAUACUCCUCGCGUAUGAUUUGUGACUGGUACAAAUGUGAGCUAUUAUUUUUAGAGUGUGGCAUUUUUACGUACAUGGUAAAUGGAACUUUUUUAACAUUACCUCUCUGCACGCGUGGCGGGUGGGUAAAGAUUAAAUCAGGUGUUAAAUAAUCAGCGGGUGUAACAGUAUCAUUCUCGUACUUAUGCUAUUAAGGCAUAUGCGAUAGAUUCGUUAAAUGCCAAAUGUAUAAUACAUAUGUAAUAUGUACGGAACGCCACAUUCUAGCGGCAAGCAAAUCGAAUAACAAGCGAUUAAACGAUGAUGGACCUCUGUACAUUUAAUACGAUAUCCGCACUAUUUGUAACGUCGGAUCAUUUAUUUUAUGGGGUGAUAGUGUUGUAACAUACGUUUUUUCUAAUCUGUAGUGGAAAAAGGGGUGGACGUUUUUCACGGGUCGCGAAAGCCAUAGGUGGUAUCACUUUUACUUCUGAAACUAUAUAGCGUUUCCUUUGUUGUCUCUCUUUGUCGAAGACGAAUCCUGCAGAUGCUGAUCGCAAGACUGCUUCGAUGAUCGAUCGUAAAUUUCAACCGCAAUUGUAAUUGAAUCGAAAAUGCUGAGACUGUUAACAGGGGAAAUGCCACUACGUGUUACUGCGUCCGCGUAAUUUCUAUUUAGUUAUCCGUUUUCUAAGCAGAUUUCACAACAUACUUCUGUAAAUAGUGUAACAUUACUGCUCCGUUUAUAAAAUAUUUAUAAAGUAUAUAUAUAUAUAUAUCUCUUAUAUGAUAAAAUGAAAAAACAAUGGUUAGACGCUAGCUAGCUCUACACAGUGAUAAAUAUGACAAGAUAAAGAUUAGCAACAAAUUUAUAUAUAUUUUACACUUCUUAUCUUAAACGUUGAUAGAGAAUAGUGAUUCGCAUUGUAACUAAACCGGACGAAUCUGGAAAUUCGCUGCUCCACGUUUGACUUGUACCAUCUAUUACAGGUCAAAUUUGUUUAUUCUCAAACGUGAUUUUUAGUGUAAAUCAUAGGAAUAGAAAACUUAUUUUGUCUAAAUUGUAUAUCAGAUCAUUUUUUCGAUUCCCUAUUUUUUUUUUUCUUUUUCCUUUUUCUCACGCUUCAUUCGCGAUUAGAGGGAAGUAAAUACGAGGACAUGUAAAAACAUGAAAUACUUUGAGAUUAUUUCGAGAUUGUUGAAAUCUUUUACAAUCAAUAUUUUUUGUACAUUUAACGUUAAAAGCUUGUCGUAUAAUUUAUCUUAUGUUGAACGAUUAUUAACUGGAGUUUACUUUAAUUGAUGGAUGAGAAAUUAUACUUCCCAUAAUUAUUUUUCUGCGUGGUUAUUAAUGUGGUUAUUCAUUUCUUUCCGUGAGAAUCUGUUGCUUCCGGUUUAUUGCGGCAGGUGAACUAUCAAUUCAUUAUCGGAACAACUUUUUUCUCUCUCUCUUUCUAACGAUUGUUUCUUGUCUUAUGAUAGCUACGCAACUGCUAUCGAGCAGUUCGCGAAAAGACUGACUGUCUUUUCUAUAGAGUGUACGAUGUGUAUUGUUUAUAAUAUAUUUAAUCAUGGUGUGUUGAACAGCUUUACUUUCAAUCGUAUUUCUUAAUUGAAGGGACAACAUAAAGUAUAUCUCGUGAUAAAACUGGUAAAGAAUUGUGAUUUGUAACUUUGCAACUGAAAAACCGACACUUUUCAGAGAACUGUUACACGUUGAUAUAAUGUAUUUACCGUUCAUUAAUAACGCGAACACGAUAAAGCUACUUCUCUAGGGUUACGAGUAUAAAAUAGAAUUUAUUAAGCCGCUCACUUAUUAAACUGCAUGUGCUUCGAUGUAUCACCGUCGUGAAACAAAAAAAAGUAUGCGAACUUUUCUAACGGAUCGAAACGGAUCGAAACGGAUCAAAACGGAUCAAAACGGAUUUUUUAUGGCCAGAGCUAGAGAAAUUAAUUCCAUUCGUGUGCAUCGCAACGAAAUUGUUAUUACACGGUCACUUUUACUUCGAACAUUCGGUACAUCUAUCCAAACAGAAGUACAGAUAUAAUAAGAUUUUGUUUGCGUGAAUAUUCUCAAAUCUUUAAGUAGUAUACAAUUUACGUUGCGUGCAUGUAAAUAGCAUAUACACAACAUCCGAUUACUCGUCUCUCUUACGGUUUCAUUUGUCAUUAUCGAUUAAAUUAAGCUCAUUUUGUAUAUAUACUUCAAUGUAAUCUUCGGCGUUUUCAUUAAAUUUGCAUCAUUUUAAUUA